AUGGACGCGUCGGAGAAGUGGAAGCUGCUGCCGGCGUUCUUAAGGACCAGGGGUCUGGUGAAGCAACACAUUGACUCCUACAAUUAUUUCGUGAAUGAGGAGAUACAGCACAUAUUGGCGUCGAACUCGCGCGUGAAGUGCGACGCGGACCCGAAUUUUUUCUUGGAGUACACGGACAUUUGGGUGGGGCAGCCGUCGAUCGUGGAGAACAUGAUAGAGCGGAAGGUGACGCCCCAGGAGUGCCGACUGCGAGACCUGACCUACAGCGCGCCGAUUUACGUGAACAUUCGCUACACGCGCGGCAGGGACGAAUUGGUCGUGAGCAAGGGCGUCUGCAUAGGCUACUUGCCAAUCAUGUUGAGGUCGAGUCACUGCGUGCUGCAGGGGGCGUCCGAGGCGGAGCUGGCGAAGUACGCUGAGUGUCCGCUGGAUCCGGGCGGCUAUUUCAUCAUACGCGGCGUGGAGAAGGUAAUUUUGAUCCAGGAGCAGCUUUCGAAGAACCGCAUCUUGCUGGAGUUGGACGCGAAGCACCAGGUUUCCGCGACGGUGACCUCUUCGACCCACGAGAGGAAGUCGAAGACGACCAUCUACCUGAAGCAGGAGCGGCUCUACAUGAAGCACAACACCUUUCAAGAGGACGUCCCGCUCGUGGUGAUGUUGAAGGCGAUGGGGAUGGAGUCCGACCAGGAGAUCGCGCAGCUCGUGGCGGCCCCGUCCGCCGAGCGCGACGAGGAGCAGAUGUUGCCGUCGCUGUUGGAAGCCAUCCAGCUGAGGGUCCACACUCAGGCUCAGGCCUUGGAGUACUUGGGCCAGAGGAUCCGGGUCUUCAAGAACAGGAAGCGGAUUCAGUCCAGGUCGGACGAGGCGCGCGGCAUUCUGUCCCAGGUCGUGUUGAACCACAUUCCGGUCGUCCAGCACGACUUGAGGCUGAAGUGCGUCGUCAUCUGCCAGAUGGUCCGCCGAAUUUUCCGAGCCAGCCGAGACAAGACUCAGCUAAGCGACAAGGACUACUACGGCAACAAGCGCCUGGAGCUGGCCGGCCAGCUCUUGUCCCUGCUGUUCGAGGACGUCUUCAAGCAGUUCAACAGCACGCUUCAAAAGAUGGCCGAAAACGUCUUGAGCAAGCCCAACCGACUCCUCUUCGACAUCGCCAGGAACAUGACCGGCAUCCAGCGGGACCUGAUCACGAACGGCAUGGCCAACUCGAUCUCCUCCGGAAACUGGAGGCUGAAGCGAUUCAAAAUGGAGCGCGCCGGGGUCACUCAGGUCCUCUCCAGACUCUCCUUCAUCGCCACGCUCGGCAUGAUGACGCGCAUCCAGUCUCAAUUCGAGAGGACGCGCAAGAUAUCCGGCCCGAGGUCCCUGCAGGGGUCCCAAUGGGGCAUGCUCUGUCCCUCCGACACGCCGGAAGGAGAGUCCUGCGGCCUGAUCAAAAACUUGGCCCUGCUCACACACGUCACCACCGACCAGGACGAAAGCAAGCUGGCCCGCCUCGCGUCCCACCUCGGCGUGGAAGACGUCCACCUGAUGUCCGGCGAGGAAAUAAACUCCCCCAGCUCCACUAUGGUCUGGCUGAACGGCGUCCUUCUCGGCAUCCACGCCCACCCGAAGCUGCUCAUGUCGAAUCUGCGAAGACUCCGUCGGACCGGAAAAAUCAGCGAGUACGUCAGCGUGUUCUACGACCAAAAAGACCUCAGCGUCCACAUCGCCACCGACGGCGGGAGACUCUGCAGACCCCUCAUCGUCGUCGACGAGCGCGGCGAGUCGCUCGUCAAAAACACUCAUCUGCUCCAACUCUCUCAGGGACUCCUGCAAUUCGACGACUUCCUCAGGUCCGGGCUCAUCGAAUACAUCGACGUCAACGAGGAGAACAGCUGUCACAUCGCCAUGUACGAAAGAGACAUCCUCCCCGGCAAAACCACCCACCUCGAAAUCGACCCGCUCACCAUCCUGGGCGUCUGCGCCGGACUCAUCCCCUACCCAAACCACAACCAGUCGCCGCGUAACACCUACCAGUGCGCCAUGGGCAAGCAGAGCAUCGGCGCCAUCGCCUACAACCAGUUUCAGCGCAUCGACACGCUCCUGUACCUGAUGGUCUAUCCCCAGCGCCCCCUCGUUCAAACCCGGCAAAUCCCCCUCAUCGGGUUCGACAAGCUCCCGGCGGGCCAAAACGCCAUCAUCGCCGUCAUGUCCUACUCCGGCUACGACAUCGAGGACGCCGUCGUGCUCAACAAAGCCUCGCUCGACCGCGGCUUCGGACGCUGCAUGAUCAUGAAAAAAGUCGCCCUCGCCCUCCGGUACGACGACUGCCUGCUCCCCGCCCCCUCCACGGGCCAGGACAAGUACCGGUCCCUCGACGAAGACGGACUCGCCUGUCCGGCUUCCAAGCUCGAAUGCGGCGACGUCUACCUCAACAAACAAAUCCCCCAGAACACCGGCGACGAACUGCUCGUCGCCCGCCCCGGAAGCGCUCCCAGCUCCGCCAAAGUCGUCGCUCAAAGCUACAAGGGCAGAAACCCCGUCUACGUCGACAAAGUCAUGCUCGCCUCCGGAGAGGAAGAAGGACAAACGCUGGUCAAAAUCCUGUUCCGAGAAACCAGACGCCCGGAAAUCGGCGACAAAUUCUCCUCCCGACACGGACAAAAGGGCGUCGUGGGACUCAUCGUCGACCAAGGAGACAUGCCAUUCACCCAAAGCGGAAUCUGUCCAGACAUCAUCAUGAACCCUCACGGAUUCCCCAGCCGAAUGACCGUCGGCAAACUCCUCGAACUGAUCACCGGCAAAGCCAAAGUCCAAGUCGGGCAGUUCGGCGACUCCACCAUCUUCUCCGGGGACCCCGUCCAGCAAACCGGACAACUGCUCGUCCAACACGGAUUUUGCUACUCCGGCAAGGAAAUCCUCACCUCCGGCGUCACCGGCGAAACGCUCAGCGCCUACAUCUACUUCGGCCCCAUGUACUACCAAAAACUCAAACACAUGGUCGCCGACAAAAUGCACGCGCGCUCCAGGGGACCCAAAACGCUGCUCACUCGCCAACCCACCGAAGGCAGGAGCAAAGACGGCGGACUCAGGCUGGGCGAAAUGGAAAGAGACUGCCUCAUAGGAUUCGGAUCCUCGGGCCUACUUCUAGAAAGACUCAUGGUCAGCUCCGACUCGUUCACCUCCUACGUAUGUCGCUCCUGCGGGCUUCUCGCCUACCAACACUGGUGCCAGUACUGCCAGUCCUCUCUCUCCCUCACCCACCUCUCCAUCCCCUACGCCGCGAAACUCCUAUUCCAAGAGCUCAUCUCCAUGAACAUCGUCGUCCGACUUCGCAUCGAUCCCCUCUAA
Molecule: messenger RNA, 3330 nt
Organism: Schistocerca gregaria
Lineage: Eukaryota; Metazoa; Arthropoda; Insecta; Orthoptera; Acrididae
Product: DNA-directed RNA polymerase III subunit rpc2-like
Exons: 2
Coding region: 1-3330 (1109 amino acids)
Biological process (GO): DNA-templated transcription
Cellular component (GO): RNA polymerase III complex
Molecular function (GO): DNA binding; ribonucleoside binding; DNA-directed RNA polymerase activity
Source: RefSeq, a predicted model, not a curated record